GAAGAGUCCACAGAAAACUGACAAGUCAGGGGACAUACGUAGGGUAGUACGGUUGUCAGCUGUCAGUGCACUUUACAGCCUGGUUUCUUCAUUACCAUACAAAGGUGACGUCAUAAUUUGUGCUGUUGGCAGAAUAGUAAUUUAAACAGAAUACUCCCAGACAACACUGCAGCAGCCAGUUGUAGUUCCAUCAUGGCCGAGGAUAUGUUUUCCCUCAUGAGUCUCGAAGACGAACUGAGCUGUAGCAUCUGCCUCUGUGCUUUCGACUGCCCGGUGACAAUUCCAUGUGGACACAACUUUUGCCAAGAGUGUCUCUUAGAAACCUGGAAAGACAACUACAGCUGUCCACAAUGCCGGACCCACUUCACCACCAAACCAGAGCUGAAGAAGAACACCGUCCUCAGCACUGUUGUGGAAACGUUCAAAAUGAAGUCUAAUAAACGCGACCUCCCCAAUGAGAUGGGCGACUUAAUCAAAUGGGAUGCGGUCAAGACGGAGCCCAAAGAGGUGGUUAUCUUGUGCGACACCUGUAUGGAAGCCAAAGCAUUCAAGACCUGCCUCACCUGUAUGGCGUCGUUCUGCAUUGAGCAUGUGAGGCCUCAUCAGGAGAACCCGGUGUUUGGUGCGCAUCAGCUGAACGAGCCUCUGGGCGACCUGCGCGAGCGUAUCUGCUCCGACCACCACAAGCUGAUGGAGUUCUACUGUGACCAACAUGGCCGCUGUAUCUGUGGUGUCUGUCUGCAGCAGGUGCAUAAAGGCUGUACCUUCUCCACCCCUGACGAACAACGGGCACUGCAAGAGUCUGAUUUGAGGGGCAAGUUGAGUCAGCUGGAUGGAAAGAUUGACAAGAACCAGACGGUCAUCUCUCAGAUGAGGGAGCAGCAGAGCAAGUUGAAGGACUCUGCAACCAGCAGGAAGAAAGCCCUGGAGGACGAGUACCGCCAGAUCCGGGAGCUGCUGGACCGUGACGAGCGUGAGGCUCUGAACACGGUGGACCGCGAGCAGGAGAGCGGUCAGACCAAACUCCAGAACCUCAUAAAGAAGUUCAACCAGAACAUUGAGAAGCUUAGCGCAGCAAAAGACGGCGUCAGUAGCCUGCUCAGUCAGACUCAGACCCUGGCGUUCCUACAGGCCUCAUUUGACAUGCCGUCAGUGGUGGCCUUUGACCCCUAUACCCCGAAGGUCAACCUGGACUCUAAGGCCGUGGCAGCCUGGCAUGCCUACUCUGCAGUCCUGAGGGAGCAUCUCACACAUGUACUGAAACAGCCUGUAGAGGCCAGACUGCAGAUACUCAAACCAGCUGAGAGGUUUGCUCCUCCUCUGCUGCCAAAUUCCUAUGAAAUGGGAGGCAUGCCACCACCGGGUAAUCCGAGACUGCCUAGAUCCCACAGCCCAGGAGCUCCUCUCAGGGCAAACCAGAAGAAGAAGCCUCCACAAGAUUCAAACCGAGAGAGAAAGUCAGACAAGAAACGAGAUCACAAGGAAGGGAAAGAACAUAAGACUGACAAAAAUCCCCAAAAGCCACCUAAUGCUCCCAGAGAGUCCACCUCUCCUGUUCCACACACACCAAGGGAGCACCCCAGAGGUGCCUCAGCAGAACGCAGACCCAGGAACAGGGAGAACCCAGGACCACCAAGUGUUCCCCCAAGUAUCACGUCUGCAGCAAAACGAACUGACCUUCUACAAUGUAAGUUCACGAGUGUUACGAAACCACUUAGCAAACCGACUCUGGCUCAAUCUAGGGAAGCUAGGAUGGGCUAUAAGUUUGCCAGAAGAUACCGACCCUACCGUUACGCUUGUUUACACUGAGCUGCACUGGGGCCGGAAUGUAAUCAUG
This is a messenger RNA of Coregonus clupeaformis (lake whitefish), 1837 nucleotides long. Its product is annotated as E3 ubiquitin/ISG15 ligase TRIM25. The record is from RefSeq and is a predicted model, not a curated record. The transcript is spliced from 10 exons. The coding region runs from base 193 to 1809 and encodes 538 amino acids. Gene Ontology annotation, molecular function: zinc ion binding. Lineage: Eukaryota; Metazoa; Chordata; Actinopteri; Salmoniformes; Salmonidae.